Molecule: messenger RNA, 432 nt
Organism: Volvox carteri f. nagariensis
Lineage: Eukaryota; Viridiplantae; Chlorophyta; Chlorophyceae; Chlamydomonadales; Volvocaceae
Exons: 3
Coding region: 1-432 (143 amino acids)
Source: RefSeq, a predicted model, not a curated record
AUGCUGUUUGGUAACUUUGAGGAGAAGUGCCAGCACUCCACGUCCUCCCUGGUGUGGCAGGCCUUAGGGGGCAAAGGGAGGGGGGGACAUGAAAAGCCAAUUCAGGCCCAGCACAGCCCAAUUCCGAGGCUCCACAGCGCAAUUCGAAUACCUCCAGCGAGCCCACCAGAACAAUUCAAGAUCUCGACAGACCAAUUCUUUUGUCAGAAUAAAAUCCAGGCUAAUUCUGCGACAGAGCUCUUCCCUAAUUCCAGCCCGGAUCCUACCCUCCUGGCUGUGGACCCUAGAGUUUCACUAUGGACGAAGCUCUGGGACCUCGAUGUGCCCGUCAACGCGGAUAUCCGUGAUAUCAUGCAAGUGGAUGAUCAGCGUGGUCUUGCGAAGGCAAUUUUUGAGAUGUUUCACUCCCGGCAUGAACACCUAGUUACCUAA